Messenger RNA from Neohortaea acidophila, 1461 nucleotides. RefSeq lists its product as uncharacterized. Lineage: Eukaryota; Fungi; Ascomycota; Dothideomycetes; Mycosphaerellales; Teratosphaeriaceae. The transcript is spliced from 2 exons. Bases 1 to 1461 code for a protein of 486 amino acids. The record is from RefSeq and is a predicted model, not a curated record.
AUGUCUCGAUCUUCCUACGCCGAACCCAACCAACUCAACGGAGAUCCCAAACGCCCUUCCAAACGUCUCAUCCUCUGCGAGGACGGCACGUGGCUGGACUCCGACAACGCCAGUCUCAAAGGCUCGCUGAACUACCCGAGCAACGUCACCCGCAUCCAGCGAGCCAUCAAAUCCGUCAGCUCGGAUGGCAUUCCCCAGGUCGUCUACUAUCAUUUCGGAGUGGGCGGGGGCGGCGGAUUCCUCAGUAAGCUGGCCGGCUUUAGCGGAGCGGGAAUCAACGAAAUCAUCCGGGAGGGCUACGAGUUUCUUUGCGCCAACUAUACCCCCGGCGACGAAAUCUUCAUCUUUGGCUUCUCCCGGGGCGCGUACACGGCUCGCUCGAUUGCUGGUCUGAUCAAUGAGGUGGGCAUCCUCACCAAGGACGGCCUUCCCGAUCUGCCGGAGAUUUAUCGCGAUGUGUCGAACCGGUACAACGACCAUUACCGCCCAAAGUACCCCGACAUACCCUUCCCGCACAAGCCGAGUGCGCGAGAUCCGGCGUAUAGGGAAGGGCUGGUCCGACGCCGCCUGACUCGGUUGGACGUGACGAUCAAAGUCGUUGGCGUGUGGGAGACCGUCGGCUCGCUCGGUGUCCCGCGAGUGCCGUGGCUGCAGAGGAUAGGACUGCAAUCGACGACGAUCAAAGACUACCGAUUCCAUGAUACGUCGUUAGGCGACUGCAUAGAGAACGCUUUCCAAGCUCUCGCGCUUGAUGAGCGGCGCUAUUCCUUCCAACCCUGCCUCUGGGAGAAACUCGAAGGCAAUCGAACCACACUCCGACAAGUCUGGUUCCCUGGCGCACACUCAAACGUCGGUGGGGGCUACAACGAUCAGCAGAUUGCCACAAUCACCCUUGCGUGGAUGAUAGCCCAAUGCCAGCCCUUUCUCGACUUCGAUUUGGACUACGUUCUCGAUCAGUGGGAGGAGAGUGAAGGAUACGAGGAAGAACACGCUCCGGAAACACGGCCGUGGUCUUUUGGGGAGAUCUUCACAGGGAUUACUGCGGCAUAUGCUCUAGGGGGCACAAGCAUCCGUUCCCCUGGCCGAUACACCCUUAUCGAUCCCGAGAAUGGCAAAUCAACGGGCGAGCCACUGAUUAACACGCGCGAGUUCAUUCACCCUUGUGUACGGGCCAGAAUCCAGCUCAAAGGGCCGUACUUUGAGAACAAGGGCGUUUAUGACUGCAAAUCCCUGACCGAUUGGAAGCUGAUUGUGGAGAACGAGGACAGCCAGAGAAGGCCGUAUGUCUAUUGGCGAUCGAGAAGCCGGCCUCCCGAAGGAUUUGUCGGAGAGCUACCCGAGGCACCACUCAAGCCGUUGGAGAUUGAGAUACUGGAAUACGAUCGCGAGACUUGUGAUUACGUUCUGCGGCCCUCUGGCGUGCGAAGGAGAGGGACGCGGAAGGCCAGAAGCGAUGGAUGA